AUGGCACCUUCAGCAAUUGAAACCAUUACAGAACGUACACCUGUGGUCAAGGGCCUGAUCCAGCGUGCUAAGAACGAGGAUGGAUCACCGCUCUACCCAGACUACAUGCCAUUCUACGACCCGCUAGAGAAGGUCGAGGAUCUGGGCUAUUUCGAUCAUUUCGACCCAGGACACCGUGCAGACCCGACCUUCCCCAACCUGUUAGCCAACGCCACCAAAGUCGUUAACCUGUCGCCACAUGUCGGCAGUGAGAUUGAAGGUGUUCAACUGUCCAAGCUGUCCUCAGAGGGUCUAGAUGAGCUGGCUCUUUUGGCAGCUCAGCGAGGUUGCUUGGUCUUCCGCAACCAAGACUUCUGCGACAUUGGCUUUGAGGCCCAGAAAAAGAUCGUCAGACACUUUGGUCCUUUGCAUAUUCAUGGCUGGGCCCCUCAUCCUGCGGCAGGCUCAGAGGAGCAUAUGAUUAUCUACGAUCACAAGGAAGUUCGCAAGUCUUGGAAAGGAAGGAGUCCUGUUCAGUGGCAUACAGACCAGUCCCCAGAGCCCCAGCCUCCAGGAACUACCUUUAUCUGCAUGCUUGAGUCGCCCGCCGCCGCUGGCGGUGACACUCUAGUGAGCUCUAGCGUUCAGGCGUACAAGUCUCUUUCGCCACGCUUCCGUAAGAGAUUGGAGGGCCUCACGGCUAUUCACACCAAUAAUGAUGGUGUAACGCAAGAAAUGAAAAACGGCCAGAACGCCGUCAUGCGUCGCAAGGAACUUGUUCAGGAGCACCCGGUAGUCAUCGUUCAUCCCGUAACAAAGGAGAAGGCCCUCUAUGUGAACCCAGUCUAUACUAAGAAGAUUGUGGGUUUUGAUGACGAGGAGUCUGAGUAUCUCUUGAAGUUCCUCUUUGAUCACAUUGCGAAGCGCCAGGACUUCCAGUGCCGAGUUAGAUAUGAGGCGGGUACUUGUCUUGUGUGGGACCAAAGAGUUACAAACCACUCCCAAACACUAGACUAUCCGGCGGGAGACCGUCGCCAUGCUUUUCGCCUCACGCCUUUAGCUAACAAACCUAUUCCUGCCAAGAUUGAGGAGGAUGAUGGAGAGUGCGAAAAGGAUAUCAACAGAGUGCAGCUCGGUCUGUGCUAA
Messenger RNA from Phaeoacremonium minimum UCRPA7, 1125 nucleotides. Its product is annotated as putative alpha-ketoglutarate-dependent taurine dioxygenase protein. The transcript is spliced from 2 exons. The record is from RefSeq and is a predicted model, not a curated record. Gene Ontology annotation, cellular component: cytoplasm. Gene Ontology annotation, molecular function: 2-oxoglutarate-dependent dioxygenase activity. The coding region runs from base 1 to 1125 and encodes 374 amino acids. NCBI's taxonomy places the organism in Eukaryota, Fungi, Ascomycota, Sordariomycetes, Togniniales, Togniniaceae.